AUGUCGACCUCGUUGCGCCUCGCCAACCGCACUCUAGGCAAAUCCGUCUCCACACGCGCAGCAUCGUGCUCGUCACCGCUUUACAAGUCUCGCGUCUUCCGUCAACAGCGCUUUUACUCCUCGCAAGAACCUCGCACCGGCGGAUCGCAAAUCAAGUUCUGGCCUUUUCUUGCGCUUAUUGGAUUGGGUACGGCGGGAUAUAUUCAACUGGCAAACACUCGUGUCAAAAACAUGCCUCCUCCCGCGACCGAAGUUGCCGCGCCUGCUGCGCAGCUUUCCCAGACCACGCCGGUCUUUGAUCCCGCUGAUGUGACUGUUGUCUUCGUGCUCGGCGGCCCGGGUGCUGGAAAGGGCACGCAAUGCGCCAGGCUCGUUGCUGAGCAGGGCUUCACCCAUCUCUCCGCCGGCGACCUAUUGCGCGAGGAGCAGAACCGACCCGGCUCCCAGUUUGGCCAAUUGAUCAAGGACUACAUCAAGGACGGCCUCAUCGUCCCCAUGGAAGUGACCAUCAAGCUGCUCGAGAACGCCAUGACCGACGCCCUCCGCCAAAAGGGCACCACCAAGGGCCGCUUCCUCAUCGACGGCUUCCCCCGCAAGAUGGACCAGGCGCACAAGUUUGAGGAGGCCGUCUGCCCCGCCAAGCUCGUCCUGUUCUUCGACUGCCCCGAGAAGGUGAUGGAGGAGCGCCUACUGGAGCGUGGCAAGACGAGCGGCCGGACUGACGACAAUGCCGAGAGCAUCCGCAAGCGCUUCCGCACAUUUGUCGAGACGAGCAUGCCUGUUGUGAACUUUUACGAGGGCGAGGGCAAGGUCAUCAAGGUUGAUGCUACGCCUACUCCCGAGAACGUGUUUAAGACUACGAACAAGCUUCUUACAGAGAAGCUGGCUUCUUCUUAG
Trichoderma harzianum CBS 226.95 is the source of this 897-nucleotide messenger RNA. RefSeq lists its product as hypothetical. Gene Ontology annotation, biological process: 'de novo' pyrimidine nucleobase biosynthetic process; CDP biosynthetic process; UDP biosynthetic process. The transcript has 2 exons. Bases 1 to 897 code for a protein of 298 amino acids. Gene Ontology annotation, molecular function: UMP kinase activity; ATP binding. Gene Ontology annotation, cellular component: cytoplasm; nucleus. The record is from RefSeq and is a predicted model, not a curated record. Lineage: Eukaryota; Fungi; Ascomycota; Sordariomycetes; Hypocreales; Hypocreaceae.